UCCCACAAAUUCAUCUUUUCUCAGUCUUCCUCUAUGGGUAAUUCCAAAAUGGCCGUGACUCUUACAAUUAGGAAAAGCCUUCUAGCCAUCACUUUGGCUGGAAUUCUAGCCGGGCUGAUGCCGGAAUCUGUCAUGGGCCAGAAUUGUGGCUGUGCAUCAAAUCUUUGCUGUAGCAAGUAUGGGUAUUGUGGAACUGGCGAUACUUACUGCGGCACUGGAUGUCAAUCAGGUCCUUGCUAUGCGAGUGCAACACCGCCAUCGUCGUCUUCGUCUUCGUCAUCGGUGGCUGAUAUAGUUACACAAUCAUUCUUCGAUGGAAUAAUCAAUCAGGCUGCCUCGAGCUGUGCAGGCAAGAGCUUCUAUACGCGUGCUGCAUUCCUCAGUGCAACUAAUUCUUAUCCUAGCUUCGGCACAACUGGAACAACUGAUGAUAUUAAAAGAGAGAUUGCCGCAUUUUUCGCCCAUGUAACACAUGAGACUGGACACUUCUGUUACAUAGAAGAGAUAAAUGGUGCUUCUCACAAUUACUGUGAUAGUUCAAACACAGAGUAUCCGUGUGUCUCUGGCAAGCAGUACUAUGGCCGUGGACCACUCCAGCUGACAUGGAAUUAUAAUUAUGGGGCUGCAGGAAAGAGUAUUGGAUUUGAUGGGCUAAAUUCUCCUGAAACUGUGGCCAAUGAUGUUGUGAUUUCGUUCAAGACUGGAUUGUGGUUUUGGAUGAAUAAUUGCCACUCAAUCAUAACUUCUGGUCAAGGGUUUGGAGCAACGAUUAAAGCCAUCAACGGUGCAGUUGAAUGCAAUGGUGGAAACACAGCAGCUGUGCAAGCUCGUGUUCAAUAUUACAAGGACUAUUGUAACCAAUUUGGCGUGGCACCUGGUGACAACCUCACUUGUUAAGAUAGUACAUCUUCUGUAGUAGUUUAAUUUUCCAAACAGAAAAGGGCAAACAAUAAAGACUAAAGUGUUAAGUCAAAUCAAUGAUGUAAUAGUUUAAUUUCCUUUAGAGAAGAAGGAAAACAAUAAGACUAAAGUGUUAGUCAAAUCCACCGUGACAAAAUCACUUGUAUUAUUUUUAAUAUAAUAAAGACUAUUGCAUCGAAUUAAG
Messenger RNA from Macadamia integrifolia, 1105 nucleotides. Its product is annotated as endochitinase EP3-like. Gene Ontology annotation, molecular function: chitin binding; chitinase activity. NCBI's taxonomy places the organism in Eukaryota, Viridiplantae, Streptophyta, Magnoliopsida, Proteales, Proteaceae. The record is from RefSeq and is a predicted model, not a curated record. Bases 34 to 897 code for a protein of 287 amino acids. Gene Ontology annotation, biological process: chitin catabolic process; carbohydrate metabolic process; cell wall macromolecule catabolic process. The transcript is spliced from 2 exons.